Symbiodinium natans is the source of this 307-nucleotide messenger RNA. The record is from the annotation of a GenBank genome assembly. Lineage: Eukaryota; Dinophyceae; Suessiales; Symbiodiniaceae.
GGAUGGUCCAGUUCGGGGCCCCGCACACGGAGGGGCGCUCCAUGGGGCCCUGGACCUGCACGGACAAGCGCGAGGUGGAAAGGCGCUGCUGGAGAUGCGCGCGAAGGCCUUUGGGGUGCUGGGGCUCUCCCUUGAGCUGAAGCAGUUCAUGCGGCUCAUGGCCGGCCUUCUGGGGGCCGCGCUGCUCGUGGAGCCAGUGUCGCAUCGCCGGUUGUGGCAGGGGCUGAAGACGGUGGCUGGGCCCAGCCAAUCUGCACGCCUGAGGAUCGGCCUGGGCGGUCUUGGUCUGAGCACGCUGGCCGAGCAG